AUGGCUGCUAAGGAAGAGACACCAAAGGAUGCAAGCACAGCAAAUGAGCCACAGGUUGGUAAGGAUGCAAGCACAGAAAAUGACCCACAGACUGUGAUCAACAAAGUAGCUGCUCUGCCCUUGGUCAGUGCUGCCUGCGAGAUGGUUUCAGCCACUUACUCUUCUGCCAAGGAGUCACACCCGGCUAUCCAAGCAGUGUGUGAUAUGGCAGAAACGGGAGUGAAGACGGUGGCAACGUCAGCUGUGAGCAGCGCACAGCCUCUUCUCGACAAAUUUGAACCUCAGAUUGCUGCAGCAAACUCCUAUGCCUGUAAGGGCCUCGACAAGCUACAGGAGACACUGCCUGUCCUGCAACAGACAGUGGAAAAGGUGGUGUUGGAUACCAAAGAUCUUGUUGCUGGUGCCAAGGACUCUAUUUGUUCAAAAGUCACUGAUGUGAAGGAUGUGAUGUCAAGUAUGGUAGAUGUGGCCAAAGAGUCCGCCCAGGAAAGCAUGGAGAUGGCCAGAUCAGCAGUGACCAGUGGUGUGAACACUGUGAUGGAGACCAGCUUGGCCAUGGUUGCUGGUGGGGUUGACAAAGUGAUUGAAAAAUCUGAAGAGCUCCCAGUCACUGAUGAAGAGCUAGCUUCCCUUGCAGCCUCCCUGCAGUUGGAAGGUUCUGGAAUAGCUCCUGUAGAGAAGCAGAAACAGCAGCAAAGCUACUAUGUGCAGCUGGGCUCCCUCUCGACCAAGCUCCGUCGUGCCAGCUUGCCGGCGAUGAGAGAGAGCGGCCGCAGUCGGCGAGAGAUUAAGUAUGCCAAGCAGGCCGUGGAUCAAAAAAUUCAAGAUGGGCAGGAGAAGCUGCAGGAGAUGUGGCUGGCAUGGAAGAAGAGCCGGCCAGUGGAGCAGAAUGAGGCUGAUGGAGAGGGUCAGAUUGGGUCCCAGGCCCUGGGACUCUCCCGCAGCCUCGCCCAGAAGCUUCAAGCCAUCUGCCAGAGCCUCCUGGCCAAUGUCCAGGGCCUCCCCGUUGCUCUCCAGGAAAUGGUGAGGCAGACCUACAGCAACAUGGAAGACCUGCAGGCGGCCUUUUCCAGUGUACAAUCCUUCCAUGAUGUUUCCAACAACCUCUUGGCCCAGAGCGAAGAGAAGAUGGCCGAGGCCCGGGAGGCUCUGGAUGAACUCCUGGAAUAUGUGGCUGAGAAUGCUCCCCUCACCUGGAUUGUGGGCCCUUUCUCUCCUGCUGGAGCUUCUGCGGCAAAAUUGACAGAGCCGAAAGAGGAGGUGCAGACGGAUGCCUGA
Molecule: messenger RNA, 1278 nt
Organism: Gekko japonicus
Lineage: Eukaryota; Metazoa; Chordata; Lepidosauria; Squamata; Gekkonidae
Product: perilipin-3-like
Exons: 8
Coding region: 1-1278 (425 amino acids)
Biological process (GO): lipid storage; positive regulation of triglyceride storage
Cellular component (GO): lipid droplet; cytosol
Source: RefSeq, a predicted model, not a curated record